AUGGUCGUGCUUCAAAAAUCGGAUAACCAACUAUACGCAGACAUUGUUCGAUGUUUGAAACAAAAUUUUCGAUCUGAGUUUCAACCGCCUUUCGUUGCGCCGCAUGGCGAGCGAAAAGUCCGAAUUCGAACGGGUUGUCAUUACAAAUCGCAAUUACCGGAAGACCAUUGGCGAGAAAAGUACAAUCGCAAUGUAAAACAGAGUGUUCGAGGAUUUUAUACGCCGGCUCAUGUUCCGUAUGCUUCAGUUGGAGAUGUUUGUUUGGAUGUAAAAGACCUCGUAGUGAAAACAGUCGGCUGCGAACAGAGCCCUGAGAAGGUAGGUUAAAAGCUUAAAACACGGUUGUUUUACUUAUAUAUUCACAUUUAUUCUCAUUCUUAAAUCUGAAAAGAGGUUCUCAUUUAAAGCAAUUUACCACUCUAUUCUUCAGAAUCAGCUAGGGUAUAUUGUAUGUAAGCAUUUAAUAUAACACAACCUCCGCUACAAGAAAUCCAACGAUGUCCCUGAUUUGAAAACCAAAUAUAUCAAACUUUGUUAUCAGAACAUGCACAUGCACUGGUUGACAUCCCUGUUUUCUCUGUAAAAUUCCCUUGACCUUUGCAAAAAAAAUUUCGUCAUGUCUUGAUUAGCAUCUCAUACAGCUUUUUUUUAUGGAGGAAUUAAAAAAUUCCUUCAUUUGAAAAAUAUGUCCUGUAACCCUGAGUAGUUAUCCUGAGUUAUCUCGUUAUUGUUUCAGUUUAAUAAUUCCAGUCUUGCUGCUGAUCUCUGUGAAAAAGAGAAAAAGAAGGACGAAGAUCAUGUGGUAAUAAGUCAGAAGGUAGGGCGAGAAACACAAAUUCUGUUAUAAGUAAUGGCAAGUUAUUGUUUUUACGACAUCGCAAAAAGGACGACAGGAAGAAAAGGACGACAAAACGCUUUUGAGUGGCAGAAGUGACAGGGCUGUUACCUAUCUGUUUUGACGUAAUCUUCACUUGACAUUAAUUUUUUGUUUCCAGUCUUUUACAAAAAAGAUCUAUUUAAAAGAAGGUGAAGAUUGGCGGAAGCUUUUUUCAAACAAAAUUGUUGUCACGCUUGUCACACAAGGUUUGCCGUCUUCUCCCCUCUUUCGUCCUGUUGCGUUAGUUCACUCAGCGUACGCCUUUGGUAAGUUGAAAAUACAAUUUUUCUACGAUUUUUAAAAAUAAUGAUGUUAUCAUCUACUUCGAAAAUGUAGAAGGGGCCAUUUAAGAAUACGAGGUUUUAUUUAUUUUAACAUGUUGUUGUUUUUGUUGUUCACUUGUUGUUUUUCAGUAUCUGAAAAGGAUGAUUUUUUGUCAUGACUUUGAAACAGUAAACUGUGUACAAGAUAAUAGUGAAGUAAACUUUAUACAAUUGGUUUACCUCAUUGGUCAAUAAUAAACAGCACAUUUCCUCUUUUUAUAAUUAGAAUACCGUAAAAUUCCGAAAAUAAGCCCUUCCAAAUAUAAGCCCCCCAAACUCGUAACGCAAAGAACCCUCCGUUAAAUCACCCCUCUAAAAUUAAGCCCCCCCGGGAGCUUGUACUUGGAAAUUGCCCUCAAAUACAAAGUAAAACAGAGCAAAAACGGAAAAUCUCUUUCCAACUAUAAGGCUAGCCCAAUCGAUUUUGAAACGCAAAUUUACCUCCAUAGAAAAGCCCCUGCGAAUAUAAGCCCCUCAAAAAGGGCCUUUGAAAAAUAUAAGCUCCGCGGGUUAUUUUCGGAAUUUUACGGUAACCUUUUUGUUCUGAAUUAUUGGUUUACACUUUUGUAGAAACAGAAAUUACAAGGAUCAAAGAAGAGGGGGUGUUUCUUGUUUCAAGAUCAAGGUGGAUUGAGUGAGAUCAAAGCAAAGCUUUCUCAAUACCAGGGAAGAUUAUCGGCUUUGCGAGCGGGUCAAACGUUUCAAGAAUGUCUUAAAAAGGAGGAUGUCAUGCUCAUGGUAAGAAAAAUGAACCUCUUUCAUCUCUGCUCAAAAUCAUAGCUUUACAUAACAUUACAGAAAGAGAAUCCGGAUUACGGAAUCCGGAAAAUUUUUACUUAACAAAAUCCGGAAUCCAGCAAUAUUUGCUGUUGAAUCCGGAUUUCAUGGUUUUGGAAAUCUGGAACGCAUUCUAAGGAAUCAUGAAUCCUGCUGCCUGUAAUCCUGAAACCAAGUUCCACUGGCACAGAAUCCGGGAAUCCAGAAUCCACACCGCAGAAUCCAGAAUCCAAGACUAGGACUCCCUUUCAUGGAUUCCCUCACAGUCGAACUUGCGGUAAGCGACCACCCAGAGUGCGAAGAUUAGGUGGUUGCCUGCGAGUAUCGAACUAUGCGAGUCUCUUUCGAGAAGAGGUCCCAAGACAUCUGCUUUUAUGCAAAGAUUGUUUACAUGCAGUUUCUAUAUGUGAGGUUCUACGUUGUCACUUAUCAAAGUUCUGUAUACUUUUGGAAGCCUGGUACUGAUUGUGAACAUAGAGAUUAGACCACGGGUCAGUUGGUCGCCUACAACAGGUUAAAAAUUAAAAAACCGUCUCCCCCAAAAGUGGUAGCGGUCGCUUACUAGAGGUGGUCGUUUUCUGCUUAGAAUAAAGCGGAGAUCGUCUAAAAGCUCUACUAAGCUUGCUUGAUCUCCUGCCUUGUAGUAGUGUGAUAGGUUAUGUGUGUACAAAUGAAUGUAUGGUAAAUAAUUACAGGGCUUUGACUAGGAAAAGUUUCCAUGUUUUUGGAUAGAUGGCAGCUUAUGCAAGGUGAUCGCUUAAGAGAGGUGGUCACACAUGGGCGGGUUGAACUAUAUUUAACAUUUUUCCCUUAAACAUGUUUAUAAUUUGUUCUUCAAAAGUUUUGUUCUUUGUUUUAGUACAUUGAAGCGAUGAAAGAAUCGAGUCAAAAUCAGCCCGGCGAGUGUGCUAUAUCGCCUGCAGAUAAACUAAAGACGAUACUGAAUAAGAUGAGACCAUCUGAGCGUUUGGAUGCACCUUUACUUGGAGAUGAACUAAUUCCUGCUUUACCGAACGAAAUCAAGCCUGAACAUGAGGAGGAGAUCAUUGAUCAAAGGCUGGUUUAUAGAUAA
This is a messenger RNA of Porites lobata, 3049 nucleotides long. The record is from the annotation of a GenBank genome assembly. Lineage: Eukaryota; Metazoa; Cnidaria; Anthozoa; Scleractinia; Poritidae.